This is a messenger RNA of Crotalus tigris (Tiger rattlesnake), 6459 nucleotides long. RefSeq names its product nitric oxide synthase 1 (gene NOS1). NCBI's taxonomy places the organism in Eukaryota, Metazoa, Chordata, Lepidosauria, Squamata, Viperidae. The transcript has 29 exons. Gene Ontology annotation, biological process: nitric oxide biosynthetic process. The record is from RefSeq and is a predicted model, not a curated record. Gene Ontology annotation, molecular function: FMN binding; flavin adenine dinucleotide binding; NADP binding. Bases 828 to 5213 code for a protein of 1461 amino acids.
GAGGAGGAGGCUGGAGUGGGUACAAAUCCCUCCCAGCGCUUUGCCUGGCGAAGGAGUUUGUGAUUCGGGCUCCCGUCCUGGGGCGUGGAACUGGCGCGCCUCUAUAUAAAAAGGUUUCCCGACCAGGCAGCCUCGGAGCUGGCUGCGCCCCCGCGGUUGGCCCUCGGUUCGGUCCAGAGCGCACAAAGGAGGCCCGACCGGCGGAGCCGAGGCACAACGCGACGCAGCGGAUCCCCGGUCGGGCGGUCGGUCAGGCGGGCGGGCGGGCUUCGCGCGCGUCCCCCCCUCCUUUGUUUCCUUCCCCGAGAGGGGGGGGGGAAGGCAGCAGCGGCCGCCUCUUUCGUGGGAGGGAAGCGGAGGAGGCAAAAGCGGACCGACCGGGGCAGAAUUGUUCCGAAGUGAGCCGCGCCGGGAGGACUCGCCCGCCCGUGGAGCCAGGUAAAGGCGAUGUGAAGCAGAUUCCGUGUCCCAAGACACCGAAGAAUGCUUGGCAAGCACCAUCUUUUCCAGCCAUCUGUUGAAGAUGUUCAAUGUGGCUGUCCAUCCAUUUCAUGUUGGGCAGAUGGCUUUGUUGCCUUCUAGGGAAUGAAAACCAGCCGGAGCAGAUCUGCGGAGAUGGCUGCGUGAUCUACCAAUUCAUCUUUAAUCAAGAGGUGAAGCUCCUCAAAGGAGACCGUAUUUUCCCAGCUUGCAAACAGAUAUAAAGCCUUCUGCUCUGCCUCUUUUGCUCAUUAGAGGUUGGUAGCUCAGCCCUGGACUAGCUGAGAAUCCUCCAUCUCUAUACUGUGAGAUCCUGUUCUGGAGGGCUGGACGAUUUCAGGACUACAAUGGAAGAGAAUGUAUUCAGCGUCCAACAGAUUCAGCCCAACGUGAUCUCGGUGAAGCUCUUCAAACGCAAGAUUGGUGGCCUCGGAUUCCUGGUGAAGGAACGAGUCAACAAGCCGCCUGUGAUCAUCUCUGACUUGAUUCGAGGAGGGGCAGCAGAACAAAGUGGCCUUAUUCAGACGGGAGAUAUUAUCCUAGCAGUUAAUGGGAAGCCCCUGGUUGAUAUGAACUAUGACGCAGCCUUAGGAGUCCUUAGAAGCAUCGCUUCGGAAACUUACGUUGUUCUCAUCUUAAGAGGCCCCGAGGGCUUCACCACUCACCUAGAGACAACUUUUACUGGAGACGGGACCCCAAAAACCAUCCGAGUCACCAGACCUCUGUGUGGGACGCCAACCGUAGGUGAUCAGGCAUCUGCUCCGAGCAUCCACACCAAAGACAAGCAACAGGGGCAAGAACACAGCAUGGGGGGCUCCGUCAGCUCCCGAUGUACCCGGGAGAAUGGGCAAGAGGAAGAAGACCUGGUGCACAUCAACGGCAUGGUAGCCAGCAACGUGGCCAAGGACACUCUGAAAGCAAACCAGGAUAUCCCCGACCAUUGUCUGAAUGGCAGUGUUGAAAACAGUGAACUGCUCAAGGAGAUUGAACCCGUCCUGGAUCUUCUGAAGGGCAACAGCCAAGAACUCAACGGCAAUGCUGAAGCCCAGAUGGCGAUGAGAGACGUUGAAAUCCAGGUGGACAGUUUAUGGGAAGCCGGCCGGAAGUCGCCAAGGACAUUUCCAACGCAGCUGGAGAGCGACCGAGUCGUCAAUGAUCAGUGGGGGGCAUCUAAAACAAGCUCCAUGCCAAGCAACAUGUCUUCAGACAAGGACCAGGCAGGUGGCAACAAGGUCCCUUCUGGCCAGUGGUCACCUACCAAAAAAGUGGUGAACGAAAGCCCUUCCAAAUGCCCCCGUUUUACCAAAGUGAGGAACUGGGAAACUGGCUGUGUGCUCAACGAUACUUUGCAUUUGAAGUACUCCAUGGUGACCCCUUGCAGUGAUCAGGUCUGCAUGGGGUCCAUCAUGAUCCCUCCUCAGCAUGUCCGCAAACCGGAAGAAGUCCGGACGAAGGAUCAGCUCCUCCUCCUCGCCAAAGAAUUCAUUGAUCAGUACUACUCCUCCAUCAAGAGGUCUGGCUCAAAAGCUCACAUGGAAAGGCUGGUGGAAGUCACCAAAGAGAUAGAAACCACGGACACUUACCAGUUGCACGAUACGGAGCUGAUCUAUGGAGCCAAGCACGCCUGGCGUAAUGCGUCUCGUUGCGUGGGGAGAAUCCAGUGGUCCAAGCUGCAGGUUUUUGAUGCCCGGGACUGUACCACAGCCCAUGGGAUGUUCAACUAUAUUUGCAACCACAUCAAAUAUGCAACGAACAAAGGGAACCUCAGGUCCGCCAUCACCAUCUUCCCCCAGAGGACGGAUGGCAAACACGACUUCCGGGUCUGGAACUCCCAGAUCAUCCGUUAUGCUGGUUAUAAACAACUGGACGGUACCAUCGUGGGUGACCCAGCUAAUGUGGAGCUGACUGAGAUUUGCAUACAGCAAGGGUGGAAAGCCCCCCAUGGCCGAUUUGAUGUCCUGCCACUCCUUCUCCAGGCCAAUGGAAAUGACCCUGAGCUUUUGGAGAUCCCACCUGAGCUGGUGCUGGAAGUCCCCAUGAGACAUCCCAAAUUCGAGUGGUUUAAAGAACUCGGGCUCCAGUGGUAUGCCUUACCAGCUGUUUCCAACAUGCUGCUUGAGAUUGGAGGCCUGGAGUUCACUGCCUGCCCUUUCAGUGGCUGGUACAUGGGGACCGAAAUCGGAGUGCGGGAUUACUGCGACAGCUCUCGCUACAACGUCCUAGAGGAAGUUGCCAAAAAGAUGAAUUUAGACAUGCGGAAAACAUCCUCCCUCUGGAAAGACCAGGCACUUGUGGAAAUCAACAUUGCAGUCCUGUACAGUUUCCAGAGCGACAAGGUGACGAUUGUGGAUCACCACUCGGCCACCGAGUCCUUCAUCAAGCACAUGGAGAAUGAAUACCAUUGCCGGGGAGGCUGUCCAGCUGACUGGGUGUGGAUUGUCCCACCCAUGUCUGGAAGCAUCACCCCUGUCUUCCACCAGGAAAUGCUCAACUACAGACUUACACCCUCCUUUGAGUAUCAGCCUGACCCGUGGCACACUCACGUCUGGAAAGGUGGCAAUGGUACCCCAACUAAGAAGAGAACAAUUGGCUUUAAAAAAUUAGCUAAAGCUGUCAAGUUCUCUGCGAAGCUGAUGGGACAAGCGAUGGCGAAGAGGGUCAAAGCAACCAUCCUGUAUGCCACGGAAACAGGGAAAUCCCAGGUCUAUGCAAAAACACUCUGUGAAAUCUUCAAGCAUGCCUUUGAUGCCAAGGUGAUGUCGAUGGAUGAGUAUGAUACCGUUCACCUGGAACAUGAAACCCUGGUUCUGGUGGUCACAAGCACCUUCGGCAACGGAGACCCUCCUGAGAAUGGAGAGAAAUUUGGGUGUGCCUUGAUGGAGGUGAGAAAUCCUAACUCCAGCUUAGAAGAGAGCAGAAGCUACAAAGUGCGCUUCAACAGUGUUUCCUCAUAUUCGGAUGCUCGGAAAUCCUCUAUUGAUGGACCUGAAGCCAGGGAUAACUUUGAGAGUGCUGGUCCUCUAGCCAACGUCAGGUUCUCUGUCUUUGGAUUGGGCUCCCGAGCUUAUCCUCAUUUCUGCGCCUUCGCCCGUGCUGUGGACACACUCCUGGAAGAGCUGGGAGGGGAACGCAUCCUAAGGAUGGGCGAGGGGGAUGAACUGUGUGGUCAGGAGGAAUCCUUCAGAACCUGGGCCAAGAAAGUCUUCAAGGCAGCGUGUGAUGUCUUCUGUGUGGGGGAUGACGUCAACAUCGAAAAAGCCAACAACUCUCUCAUCAGCAACGACCGCAGCUGGAAGAGAAGCAAGUUCCGGCUGACCUACGUGGCUGAGGCUCCAGAGCUGACCCAAGGUUUAUACAGCAUCCACAAAAAACGAGUCUACGCCGCUCGGCUGCUGGCCCGUCAGAAUCUCCAAAGCCUCAAAUCCAGCCGUUCCACCAUUUUCUUGCGGCUUCACACGAACGGGCAGCAGGGGUUGUGUUACCUGCCCGGAGAUCACCUGGGAGUGUUUCCGGGAAACCAUGAAGAUUUGGUCAACACUUUGAUUGAAAGGCUGGAGGAUGCACCUCCCACCAACCAGCUAGUAAAAGUGGAACUUCUGGAAGAGAGAACUACAGCUUUAGGUACCAUCAGCAACUGGACCGAUGAGGACCGCAUUCCUGCUUGUACCAUAUUCCAGGCGUUCAAAUAUUACCUGGACAUCACCACCCCUCCCACACCGAUUCUGCUGCAGCAAUUUGCCUUACUGGCCACUGACGAGAAGGAGAAGAAACGCUUACAAGUUCUUAGCAUGGGUCUUCAGGAUUAUGAGGAAUGGAAGUGGUCGAAAAACCCCACCAUGGUAGAAGUGCUGCAAGAAUUCCCAUCCGUGCAGAUGCCUUCCACCCUCCUCCUCACCCAGCUCCCUCUGCUUCAACCUCGUUACUAUUCCAUUAGUUCCUCCCCAGACAUGUAUCCAAACGAAGUGCACCUCACAGUGGCUGUGGUGUCCUAUCGCACCAGAGAUGGGGAAGGUCCAAUACACCACGGAGUAUGUUCUUCCUGGUUCAACCAGAUACAGGAGGAUGAGGUGGUGCCAUGCUUUGUUAGAGGAGCACCUGGAUUUCACUUGCCACAAGAUCCCCAGAUUCCCUGCAUUCUGGUUGGCCCUGGGACUGGAAUUGCACCUUUUCGGAGCUUCUGGCAACAGCGGCUCUUUGAUCUCAAACAUAAAGGGCUGAAACCAUGCCCCAUGACACUAGUCUUCGGUUGCCGACAAUCCAAGAUUGAUCACAUUUACAAAGAAGAGACUUUGCUGGCCAAGAGCAGUGGGGUCUUCAAAGAGCUGUUCACAGCCUAUUCUCGUGAACCAGAAAAACCAAAGAAAUAUGUGCAGGACAUCCUGCAGGAGCAAUUGGCAAGCUCGGUCUACAGAGCUCUGAAGGAGAAGGGUGGUCACGUCUACGUGUGCGGUGAUGUCACCAUGGCUGGAGAUGUGCUCAAGACCAUCCAAAAUAUUGUUCGGGAACAGGGGAAGCUGUCAGCCGAGGAAGGCGCAGCAUUCAUUAGCAAGCUGAGGGAUGACAACCGAUACCACGAAGAUAUCUUUGGAGUCACUCUGCGCACGUACGAAGUGACCAACCGCCUCCGAUCUGAGUCCAUUGCACAGAUCGAGGAGAGCAAAAAAGACACAGAUGAGGAUUUGACCGUCCACGACCUUUGCUCUUCUGUGUCUCGUCCGGUUAUUGUAUCCUGAAGGAAGCGUUGCUACCGAUGCACUGAUGGGUGAUAAAGAAAUGGACCAUGGAGUUGUUUCUCUUUCUCCUCCACCCCCCCUAACCCCUUCCCACCCUGUGGUCGCUUUCUUUUCUCGCCCUGUGCCCUCCUCUCUGGAGCUCCCCUGCUGAAGCGCAAUGGCUGUUAACAACCUUGCCGUGGCUUUUUUCCGCCAAAAAAAAAAAAAGCACAGCCACACUCUUUCAUCCUCUCUCUUGCUGCGGACAAGGCCGUUUCCCAGGGCUGCAUGAAAUCCCCUCUUCUUUAGCAAUCCAUCCUCUGCAAGUUUGGGGCUUCGGGGUUGGGAGGCCAGGCUUUUCUCCGGCUGGUGGCGGCAGCGUGCCCGAUGCAGAAAGUUGGGGCUCUGCCCAAAUCUCUGCCCGUCCACUCAGCACGAUUUGCUUCAAAAAUCAUUGGCUCGCUUUCUUUUUCCUUUUUGUCCCAUUGUCUUUUGCAAAUGGGGGGGGGGGCGGUGAGGGAGAAAGGGAGAGGGCCGAUGCCUGCUUUUUCUGUAUCUCUGCUCGUGCGCAGCCUCUCCGGCUGCUGUUUCACACAGGGGUCCUCUCCCCUGUGAAGGCAGCCACCCACUCCCCCCUCUCAGCAUGCCGUGUUCCCUUCGGACUGUCUUUAUGUAGCUGUGUUCUAUAGGGCUCUCCUCCUUCUGUCCCGUCCCUCGCAAGUUUACAAAACCCAGUGGCCACCAAGCCGAAAAGGAUUUGACCGAGAAGCAAUGGUACCCCAGCUCUGCCUUCUUGGGAUUUAACGAGAUGAUGAAUGGACAGCAGAUCCUCCCAAUAACUCUGAAAUUGUUUUGCCUUCAUACUGGGAAGCAGAGAGAACAAGGACGCUGCCCAAAGACCAACUCUGUGGAAACAUAGAUACAAGCCAGAGACGCUCCCACAAUCUUCGCAAAAAGCUUCGAAGUGUGUGUGUGUGUGUGUGUGUGUGUGUGUGUGUGGUGUGUGGAGGAGGUCCUUUUCAGCCUCUUUGCCAAAUGACCCCUAAAUCAAUGGCUGGAUUAAUCAGUUUCAGGGAAAUUGGUUAAACCAAGGUUGGAAUCGAGGUUGGAAAUGGGGAAGAUAAUUGACAAUGCUGUCAUCACUGGGGUUGGUUCCCUCCCUUUAUUUCAUCUCUCCCUCCCUCUAACUUUCGGAUUUGAGCCCGGUCAAAUAUCCAAAACAAGUCGUGCGUAUUUGGCAGUUUGCAUCCAGGGAGGUGGUGGAGAU